Messenger RNA from Impatiens glandulifera, 747 nucleotides. RefSeq lists its product as uncharacterized. Bases 1 to 657 code for a protein of 218 amino acids. The transcript has a single exon. NCBI's taxonomy places the organism in Eukaryota, Viridiplantae, Streptophyta, Magnoliopsida, Ericales, Balsaminaceae. The record is from RefSeq and is a predicted model, not a curated record.
AUGGCAUACAAAAAAUCUAUAUUAUCCUUUCUCUAUAUAUUCCUAGCAAUGACCGUCCAAGCUGUCGAAUACACGGUCACCAACACCGCGGCAGGAACCCCAGGCGGUGUUCGGUUCGACAACGAGAUCGGAUCCGAUUACUCCCUUCAGAUCCUGUCCGAGUCCACGAGUUUUGUAUGGCAAAUAUUUCAACAAAACCAAGACUCCGAUAGAAAAAGCGUGGCUAAAGUUAGCACGUUUGUCGAGGCGUACACGAGCAACGACGAGAUCCACGUCAGUGCAGAAUACAUCGCCGGAUAUUCCGGCGACGUGAGGAUUGAAAUCAUCGGGGUUUUGUACCACGAGAUGACGCAUGUUUGGCAGUGGAAUGGAGCCGGGCAAGCGCCGGGCGGUUUGAUUGAAGGAGUGGCGGAUUAUGUGAGGUUGAAAUCGGGGUUUAUUCCGAGUCAUUGGGUUCAACCCGGGCAGGGUGACCGAUGGGAUCAAGGUUACGAUGUUACGGCUAGGUUUCUUGAUUAUUGUAAUGGUUUGUUGGAUGGAUUUGUGGCUAAGUUGAAUGAGAAGAUGAUUGAUGGUUAUAGUCAAACUUAUUUUGAUGAUCUAUUGGGGGAGAGUGUUGAUCAAUUGUGGAGUGAUUAUAAGGCUAAGUAUGCAUGAUUGAGAUUGUAAAGCUUCUAAUUAAUGGAAGAAGCUGUUUUAAAUUAUCUAGUAAGGAUUUGAAUAAUAAUAAUAAUAAUAAUAACAAUU